AUGCUUGCACUGAUUCUUGCUACAAAGAACGAUAUCCCCGCCGACUACUCCAAUGCCACCCUCGUUGUGGUUCCAACGUCUGUGUUGUCAAAUUGGGAAAAGCAAACUCAAGACCAUUGCGCGGCAAAUUCUAUGACAUACUGUACAUAUUACGGGCCUAGUCGGAACAAGUUGGGCGCAGAGGACUUGGGAAAGUAUGAUGUCGUUUUCACCACCUAUCAGCUAGUCGUUUCUGAGCAUGAGACGGGAAACGUUCGAGUAAGCAAAAGAAAGAAGACUGAACGACCUCUUUUCGAGCUGAAGUGGAAGCGUAUCAUUCUCGACGAGGGCCAUCAAAUCCGGAAUCCAAAGACCAAAAUGGCGAAGAGCGUAUGCGCUCUUGAAGCCCAAAGACGGUGGAUAUUAACGGGUACUCCAAUCGUCAACUCUCCUCGCGACCUUGGGUCUCUACUGACGUUCCUGCGGAUUUGCCAACCCCUGGAUAACGAAGACUUCUUCAAAAGACUCUUGAUUCGUCCCUUGAAGGAUGGUCGCCCUGAAGGCGCUGAACUGUUACGAGCUUUGAUGAACCAAGUUUGCAUUCGAAGGACAAAAGAGGUACGACGAGCCUACUACAUUCCUUUGAGGAGCUCAAACAUGUCGCAGAUGCAAGACGGUGCUGGGAACCCACUAAUCCCUUUCCCGCCGGUGGAAAUGAUUAGAGUUCCGGUGGCCCUUUCUGAAGAUGCCCGCGCACUCUACGACGAAAUCGAACAUAUAUCGCAAGAGCGGUUCAAAUCAAUUCUUUCCAGCGGCACUGGAAACGCAAUACUCCAAUCUAAUGCACUGGGUAUGCUGACUCGGAUGCGACAGCUUGCCCUACAUCCGGGUCUCCUUCCAGCAAACUAUCUUGAAGAGCUCCGUAAGUAUGAGCUCCACGAAGACCAACCAGCAAAGGCAGUCACUCCAGAGGAAAAGUAUCAGCUUCAACUGCGUCUCUCUCAGUUGAUCGAGGACUCAGAGGAGUGUCCGAUCUGCUUCUCGAUCCCUGAUGAACCUAAAAUCACUUCAUGCGCCCACUUCUUUUGCUUUCCUUGUAUCAAGGAGAGCGUCUCGCGUAACCCGAUAUGUCCUCUAGAUCGUCGACCGAUCACACUGGGAGAUAUUUUUGAUCCUUUGCCACCCACAGAUACAAAUCAGCCAGUAUCACACGAUGAAGAACCUGAAUCCAAUGUUAAGACCGCAGACUCCGCUAAGAUAGAUCAACUGGUGCACCUCUUGCAACUCACUCCUGUUGGGGAGAAGUCCUUGGUCUUCUCUCAGUUCACGGGCUUUAUUGACAAGAUUGCAGAAACGCUGACCGAAAAAGGGAUUCCGUUUGUUAGGUUUGACGGGAAGAUGUCGGCGAAGAAGAGACAAGAGGCUAUUGCCCGUUUUUCUGUCCCUCUUCGCAAGAAUGCACCCUCCCAUAUUUUUGCCCCUGAGGCGAGCAACGGUAGGAAGCAUUGCAUCUCGAAGAAGCAUUCUGAGGAUGCUUUCGAUCACAAUGGGGAUAGCGACGACGAUUUCGUCUUGGGUACAUCAGAAGCGGACUAUUCUGACUUUGAAGAGGGCCCGCCUAAGCCCAAGAAGAACAGGAAAGGCAAGGCAAGGCAAGUUUAUCCCGAGGAGGACGACUUCGAUGAUAUCGUUUCCGCUACCAAUGACAACCCCGCUGUCAUGUUGUUGUCACUGAAAGCGGGCGCAUUCGGCUUGAACUUGACGGUUGCGAAUAACGUGUACUUGAUGGACCCGUGGUGGCAGGAAGCAAUCGAAAGUCAGGCAAUUGAUCGGGUGAACCGUAUUGGCCAGACACGACCCGUCCGUGUAUACCAGCUCAUAUCCGAGAACACCGUGGAAGCUAGGGUUCUUGACAUUCAAGAGCGCAAAAAGAACUUGGUCAAACAGGCAUUUUCUGGGAUGAAGAGAACGGAAACCCCGCGCCAACAAAGGGAAGCCAGGCUGCAAGAUCUCAUUGAGCUCUUUGGUAUCCGACAAGAUUAA
Molecule: messenger RNA, 2022 nt
Organism: Marasmius oreades (fairy-ring Marasmius)
Lineage: Eukaryota; Fungi; Basidiomycota; Agaricomycetes; Agaricales; Marasmiaceae
Exons: 21
Coding region: 1-2022 (673 amino acids)
Molecular function (GO): ATP-dependent chromatin remodeler activity; metal ion binding; ATP binding
Source: RefSeq, a predicted model, not a curated record